Molecule: messenger RNA, 544 nt
Organism: Priapulus caudatus
Lineage: Eukaryota; Metazoa; Priapulida; Priapulimorpha; Priapulimorphida; Priapulidae
Source: RefSeq, a predicted model, not a curated record
AUUUGCAUAUACGCGAAGACAGUAGAUUGGGAGUAGACCGUGAGCAUAGGACAGCACAGGAAAACCGGCCGAAGCUACCAAAGACUGAGCUAGUGCGCACGACGCCAUUGCUGCUGGAGUUCCCACCCCCGAUCGCUAUCCCACUCACGAGCACAAGACUAGAGAAUGACCUGAGAUAUAAAGAGGACAUGGAAAGAUUUCUGCAGGAAAAGGUUGAGCUCGAAAAGUGGAGGAAUAAACAACAACAGAAGGAGAAAAUUAAACGAAAGGAGCAGCUGUCGCAUCGGCAGCCGGUACUGUUGGAUGGCUCCCAGUCCAGUGUAGGGCCUCCAACAGAAAACAAGAAGAAGAAGCACAGACGACAUACUCAUCAUCGGAGGCAUCACAGACCAGACACACUCUCUGUUUCCCCGCCUCUGACUGCACAGCCGGGCAUAACUACACCGAAGACUCUGCCAGAUGCAGAGAAACUGUAUGAUGCUCUUCAUAGGAUGCACGACUUACUAGAUGAGGCCUUUUCUCUCCCUAACUUCAAACAACGCAG